CUUGAGAAUACCUCUCUAGUCAUGAAAACUGCCCCUUUUUUGUGGGCUGUGUUGGAGAAAGCGCCAGUACGGAAGGUUGCUAUGGUGUGGAAGUCUCUCUCUUACAGGGGAAAACCCUCGGAUGAAUGUGGCGUUUGUGGAUUCUGAACCAGUGUGAGAAUUUCUGAUUAAGAGCCUAGAAAAGUUAUAACAAACUCAUUCUACGAUUAGAAAGGAGAAGAGCUGCUCUCUAGAAUAUGAAUCCAAACCCAGAAAAGUGUUCAGUGAACAAGAACAAUAACUCAGUAGAUUUUCAAAUUGCUGGAGCUUUCCAAAGGCAAGUAAUUUGUUCCAGCAUUGAAGUGAGCAUAAUUAACAGAGACUUUCUUUCUUAGGCCGAUUAACCACCCAAAACCAUGCCAACAUUGUAACUGUAAGCAGUGAAAACCAAUAUUUAUGAGGGGGAUUGUGCAGGAGUUUGUGUGACAGAUGGACGUUUUAUCACCGUUGAUGUUUGGAAUUCCCUUGAAAAAUACAGAUCCACGUGUUUUAGAAAAACAAGAAUUACAGCAGCCAACCUAUGUUGCCCUCAGUUACAUUAAUAGAUUCAUGACGGAUGCUGCCCGCCGAGAGCAGGAGUCCCUAAAGAAGAAGAUUCAGCCGAAGCUCUCGCUGACCUUGUCCAGCUCAGUGUCUCGGGGGAAUGUGUCCACUCCACCACGCCACAGCAGUGGAAGCCUUACUCCCCCCGUGACCCCGCCCAUCACCCCCUCCUCUUCCUUCCGCAGCAGCACUCCAACAGGCAGCGAGUACGACGAGGAGGAGGUGGACUACGAGGAGUCGGACAGCGAUGAGUCCUGGACCACAGAGAGCGCCAUCAGCUCUGAAGCCAUCCUCAGCUCCAUGUGCAUGAAUGGAGGGGAAGAGAAGCCUUUUGCCUGCCCGGUUCCUGGAUGUAAAAAGAGAUACAAGAAUGUGAAUGGCAUAAAGUACCAUGCUAAGAAUGGUCACAGAACACAGAUUCGUGUCCGCAAACCAUUCAAAUGUCGUUGUGGUAAGAGUUACAAGACAGCUCAGGGCCUGCGGCACCACACAAUCAAUUUCCAUCCCCCGGUGUCGGCUGAGAUUAUCAGGAAGAUGCAGCAAUAACACGCUGGUCAUAACUGUGCCAAGAAAUCCUCACCAGCAGUUGCUGAUUUUGAAAACAGCCACCUUUUUUCAGGGGGAGCAUUCAGCAACCCUUUAAAGAAUUAAAUGCAUGCUUUAAAUUUUUUCUGUAAUUUUGGAAUGAUGUAACUUUGUAGAGUUAAUGAUUUUGUACAUUUGCACAUGUAAUCAUCAUACCCAUUUUCAUUACUUUGAUAUAAGGUGCUAAACAAAAAAAAGCUCUAGGUUCUUCAGCACAUUUCCCCAAAAACAAAAUAAAAUUGAGGGCAUGUUGCAUAUUGUUUAGUUGUAUUGCAGUGAUAUCAACUGGGGGGGUGGAGGGGCUGGCACUGAGAUUUUUUUUCCCCAAGAUUGUAAUGUGAUUGAAGUUUUUCAACACAUCAACUCACUACAUUCAAAACCAAAAUAAUACCUUCAUCAUCCAACUGGUUACCAUGCCUUACAUAAUGGAGUUAGUAUUUGUGAGUAGAAAGACUUUAGGUAAUGGAAAUAUAAAUAAGAAAGAAUGUUUAACAUAAUAUGCUAAAAAUAUUUUCAUAUUUAAAUAACAUACAUAAAAGUUGUGCUUUCUGUGUUUUAUAUUAUCUUGCAAAUCCUUCUGCCCUUUAAAAAGCUGAAAAUCUUGCCAUCUGACUCACCAAUCACUUUAGUGUUAUAAAUGGCAUUUUUGUACAAAACAGUCUAUUCAGUUCACUCAUUAACACAAAUUUAUCGAGUGCCUGCUGGGUGCAAGGGAUUCAAUUUAUGCCUAUUGAUAUCUGCGGACCAAGAUACCAGUUUAGUGAAGUACUUUUCCCUGAAAUCUGUUAGGAAACACUUUGAAAUACUUAAGUGCAAAUUUUGUGUGUGUGAAAUUUAGUUCUAUCUUCAUCUUCAGGUGAAGUUUUAAAGCACUUUGUAGUUCUCUAUUGCCAACAGACUUAAUGUUUUAUGUGUUGCCAAUUCUUGCAACCACUGUCCUAGUAAAGCUGCGAGUUGCAAACAAGAAUUAAAAUUCCAAGCACGUUUCAAAGAGGAACAUUUUUGUUAAGACCCCUGUUGCCUCUUCUUCAUGCUCAUUGUGUUUUUAGACUUUUUUUACAGGCACUUUUUCCAUCACAUUGUAGAUGUCUGUUCCCAUUGGAAAUGUCUGUUUAGCUUUAUAAAACAUUUUGCUGAAAUAUGAAAUUGCGCCUUAUUGGAAUUAAGUGCUUCUUGCAGCAGGUGGUCAAAGAAUGACUAAUACAUGACCCGUUAGAGUAACCCACGUCUGGACCAUUCCCGAGGUUUUUCUCACCAACAAUACCAUCAUGCCUUGAGUGUUCUUUUCUCCCAAGUGCUAUUCCUUACACAAGAGAGUUUACCAAUUGCCUAAUUAUGCAAUGAAAAUUGCUUUAAGAUGGCUAACUGCCCACAAAACCAGUGAAAAGCAAAUUGCUUAUAAAAUAACUUUCUUCCCAUGUUCCCAUUUGAAGAAAGUCUUACAGUUGGGAAGCAGGUGUCCCUCCCUCAAUUUUUCAGACAUUUUGCAAGGAUGACAAUUUGGUUAGUCAGAUGGGUGAGCUUCUAUAUUCUUAAGUUGUUAAUCCCUCAUAAUGAGGAAUUUUAAAGUAUUUAUAAAGACACUGCCCUCUAAAAAUUUCCUCAGAUUCUGAAGAGUGGUCUUGGUCCUGAAUAAACAGUGUUAUCCUGUAUGUUUAAAAGGGUGAUCCACACACGAGAAGCAACUAGUUGGUGCAUAAGAAGGCCCUACUUGGCUAUUUCAUACCUACCUACAACUGACCAAAAUUUUUUAGGCCAGCAAUUAUUAUUCAGCUUCGCUCCUUCUAGUGCAAGAAACUAUAGGCUGGGUCAGUAGUUCAAUAGCUAAACAGUCAUAAAAGAGUCACUGUGCAUGUUAAACUUCUUUCAACUAUAAAACAAAUUCCAAUUUCUAUUUACUUAUUCAUUGUGACAGUAUUACUAAACAGGUAAGGAUGGGAAUAUUUUGUUAUACCGUGUAUAGUGAAUGUAUUGUACUGUGUCUGUGAAAACUGUGCUUUAAAUUAUAUUUUCAUAUGUUUUGUUGGGGACAGAGCACAUUAAGUUUGAAAGCAACAGAGGUUUGUUUUAGAACUGAAGGCAACUUAAUGAAUCAAAAUUCCUGUCAAGAAAAGCUGCUUAUAAAUGUAAAUGAAAUCACAUUUAAAAUAAACUGCCUCUGACCCAAAAUAAA
Messenger RNA from Equus caballus (horse), 3340 nucleotides. It is a transcript of the gene JAZF1, whose product is annotated as JAZF zinc finger 1. The record is from RefSeq and is a predicted model, not a curated record. Lineage: Eukaryota; Metazoa; Chordata; Mammalia; Perissodactyla; Equidae. Gene Ontology annotation, cellular component: nucleus.